Monomorium pharaonis (pharaoh ant) is the source of this 704-nucleotide messenger RNA. Its product is annotated as neuropeptide-like protein 32. Lineage: Eukaryota; Metazoa; Arthropoda; Insecta; Hymenoptera; Formicidae. The transcript has 3 exons. The record is from RefSeq and is a predicted model, not a curated record. Bases 151 to 450 code for a protein of 99 amino acids.
GUAGUAUGCGUACACGCACAAUACUAAAGAAGUUUUUGGAAAAAAUUGUACCAUGCACACUAGACAGGUUUGCUGCAGCACGUGUAUAAAUAGGCUGUUAGAUUUAGACAGAGCAGUCAAUCCUUGUAUUCCAACAGGAAAAGCGACAUCAUGUUCAAACUUCUGGUAGUCUUCGGCCUCUUGGCCAUCGCAAACGUUUACGCCGGCUUGGUCAGUGCACCUGCGCUCGCUCUCAAGCCAGCUGCAAUUGCCAUCGCUCCUGCACCUGCGAUUGCUGUUACUAAAACUGCGUGGGCCGCUCCCGCGUGGGGUGGUGCUGCCGGUUGGGGUAAUGCUGGCUGGAACGGUGCUGGCGCGUGGGGUAACAAUGGCGCGUGGGGUAAUGGUGCGUGGGGUAAUGGCGCGUGGGGUAAUGGCGCGUGGGGCGCUGGAUUAGGACUUAAGGGCUAAAUCUAGAUCUCUUUUACGUUGACUGAUAUAAAAAACCCACCGCCAACCCACUAGCAACUACACAUCACAAAAUGUACCUCGCCCCUAAUAUUGGAUACAUACGAUUCGCUGAUGCAUUUCACAAUUUCCCCUGAUAAAUUCAAAAUUUUCUUUUUCUAUUGGAAAGUUUUCUUCCCCGUCCCAUUUGAAAUUGUUAAUAAAUUAUUGAUAAAUGUCGCGGAAAAGACAUAAAAUAAAAUUUUAUAGAUAAAAAA